This is a messenger RNA of Cladophialophora psammophila CBS 110553, 600 nucleotides long. RefSeq lists its product as uncharacterized. NCBI's taxonomy places the organism in Eukaryota, Fungi, Ascomycota, Eurotiomycetes, Chaetothyriales, Herpotrichiellaceae. The transcript has a single exon. Gene Ontology annotation, biological process: carotene catabolic process. Gene Ontology annotation, molecular function: carotenoid dioxygenase activity. The record is from RefSeq and is a predicted model, not a curated record. The coding region runs from base 1 to 600 and encodes 199 amino acids.
AUGGCUACAGCCACCAAUGAGAUCCUCAAGGGAAACAAAGAUCUCCAUAACAGUUGGGGAUUGAAACCCCAGAAGUGGGAGAGUGCCAAAGACCUUGCUGGCUCAGGCAUCCCAUGUCGAAUCGAAGGCGAAGUGAAGGACAUGAUGGUCUUCGGCGAAAUUCCACCAGAAAUCAAUGGCACGUUCUACCGGGUAAUGACAGACCCGUUCGUCCCGCCUCACGUCGGAACCACACCAAUUGAUGGUGACGGCCAUAUCUCAGCCUUCCGAUUUCAUAACGGCCAAGUCGAUUUGAAAAUGCGCUACAUCGAGACCGAGAGAUACUUGCUCGAACGCAAAGCCAACAAAUCUUUGUUCGGUCUGUAUCGGAAUCCUUAUACUCACCAUCCCUGCGUUCGAGCGGCAGUUGACUCCACGGCUAACACUAAUAUCAUUUCAUGGGCCGGGAAGUUCCUGGCACUCAAGGAGGUGGGCUUGCCCUAUGAAGUGGAUCCAGACACUUUGGAAACGCUAGGGUAUGACCCUUUCGCCGGCCAAAUCUUAUCCAAAACCUUUACGGCUCACCUAAAGGUUGUGUCACGAGCCCACCGUUGUCCCUAA